This is a messenger RNA of Quercus robur (English oak), 2304 nucleotides long. RefSeq lists its product as uncharacterized. The transcript has 7 exons. The record is from RefSeq and is a predicted model, not a curated record. The coding region runs from base 1 to 2304 and encodes 767 amino acids. Lineage: Eukaryota; Viridiplantae; Streptophyta; Magnoliopsida; Fagales; Fagaceae. Gene Ontology annotation, molecular function: nucleic acid binding; RNA-DNA hybrid ribonuclease activity.
AUGGAAAUCAGAAUUGGGAGUGAUAGGGCAAGGGAGAUAACGGACAGGUUGCCUUUUGACGGUGCCAUCCACACGGAUACUAUUGGCUUUACAGGAGGUCUCUGGAUGCUUUGGCACUCAGAUAGGGUGGAGGUAAACCCGCUUGCUACCACUGAGCAAGAAAUUCAUGCUGUUAUCAAGGUAAUAAGCUCUAACUCUGAUUGGUUGUUUACUGCUGUAUAUGCUAGUCCUAGGAGUGCCGAAAGGCAAAUUCUAUGGAAUAACCUUAAUAAAGCAGCUGACCUGCAUAGUAUGCCCUGGGUUUUAGCGGGGGAUUUUAACGAACCUCUUCUUGAGGAUGAUAAAUUCGGAGGUAGGACUCCACCUUCAGUUUCUCAAUGGCAGAUUAGACUUUCGGAUGAGGUUAAGGACAGCAUUAGUGGGGGUGUUAUGGAGGAGGAGAUAAAGACAGCCUUUGUUCCAGGUAGAAAGGGCAUUGAUAAUGCAAUCAUUAUUCAAGAGAUUAUUCACACUUUGAGUAAAAAGAGAGGUAAAGUGGGAUAUAUGGCAAUAAAGAUUGACUUGGAGAAGGCUUAUGACAAACUUGAGUGGAGUUUCAUAAGGGAUAUGUUGAUUAGAUUUAAUUUCCCUUCAGACAUCAUUGAUAUUAUAAUGAGUUAUGUUUCUACAGUUUCCACUUCAAUUUUAUUCAAUGGAGAAGCCUUAGACCUAAUAUACCCUUCGAGAGGGAUAAGACAAGGUGACUCGCUGUCCCUGGCAGAUAAUAUAAAUUGUGGUGCUAUUAGGGAUGUUAUUGAUGAAUUUUGUAGUGUUUCGGGGCAAUCUAUAAGUGAGUCUAAGUCAAAAGUGUACUUCUCUCCUAAUGUGGAUAGGGAUACCCGAGAGUCGCUUUGUGACAUCCUACGCUUCAAUUCCACUCCUAACCUUGGUAAGUACUUGGGGUUCCCUAUUAAACACUCAAGAACCUCUGCACAGGACUUUAAUUUCAUUUUGGAUAAAGUUAAGCAAAAGUUAGCGGGGUGGAAGGCUAACAUGCUGUCCCUAGCUGGUUGCUCGGUUCUUAUUCAAGCUUCUUCAGCCACUAUACCUUCUUAUGUCAUGCAAGGUGUGUAUCUUCCUCAAAAAAUUCUGGAUGGUAUUGUUCGGGUCAAUCAGAAUUUUUUAUGGGGAUCCUCUGAUGCAGCUAAGAAAAUCCACUGGGUUGGAUGGCACAAGGUGGCCAAACCGAAGGAGGAAGGAGGUUUAGGGUUUCUUGGAAAAAAUGUUGCUUUGCUUGCUAAACUCAAUUGGAGAUUUCACAUGGAGAGGGGCAAACCAUGGGCUGAAGUGCUUAAAAUGAAGUAUUGCAACCAAAGGAGAGUAUUAGAAGUUAAGGAUAUUAUAAAGGACACAGGGUGGGAUUGGGAUCAAAUCCCUUUUGACCUCCCAUCAGGCACCAAGAUGAUGAUCCAAGUCACGCCAUUAUCCUUGACAAGUAGAGGUGGGGACAAGCUUACAUGGGCAGGGAAUCCUAGAGGCAUUUUUGACCUUAAAAGUGCUUACAGCCUUGCCAUUGAGGUUGUACCAGUACCUCCUUUUUCUGCUAGUUGGAUUUGGAAAGCUAAAACUUUGCCUCAGUCAAUACUUCAUGCACUCAGAGAUUGCUCCUCUGUCAAAUUUGUUUGGCGCUACCUGGGAAUUCAAGCUACAAACUGCGAAUUUUGGAAUGCAAACCUGCAGGAGUGGUUGAAUGCAAAUGGAAGGAUAAGUCCAAUUCGUAAAGUCAUCAAGAGAAUCCGUUGGGAAAGACCACCUGAGGGAUGGGCAAAGUUGAACACUAAUGGAGCUCUCUGUACUCAUUCGGGUUCAGUUGGGUGUGGAGGAGUUGUUAGAGAUGACAGGGGUGAAUGGAUGGCUGGAUUCUCCAGGCGUAUUGGUGCAACAAACAGCUUUAUGGCUAAGUUUUGGGGGUUAAGAGAUGGCUUAAUUCUCUGCUGCAACUUACAUAUACCUUCUUUGAUUGUAGAGCUUGACGCUAAAGCAAUUGUGGAUGCUUUGCUUAAUUUAAAUUAUGAGAACAAUGUCAUAUCUCCUAUAUUGGACGACUGUAGGCAGUUGGUGACUCAAUUCCACCGGAUUCAGUUUAAGCAUUGCUAUCGCGAAGCUAACCAGUGUGCGGAUGUGCUUGCUAGGAGGGGCGCUGAGCAAGAUAUUGAUUUUCUUUCUUUUCUUAGUCCGCCUGAGGACAUUCUAAAUGUGUUUAUGGAUGAUUUUUCUGGCAUGCACUUUAAUAGGCAGUGCCUUGAUCUUGUUGUAAUGUUUUAG